Molecule: messenger RNA, 1962 nt
Organism: Cuscuta campestris
Lineage: Eukaryota; Viridiplantae; Streptophyta; Magnoliopsida; Solanales; Convolvulaceae
Source: the annotation of a GenBank genome assembly
CGCCGACGAGAGAAAACCCGGAUCGCAAGGCCUGAGCUUUACUUUUGCCGCCGAACACAAUCAGCCGCAAAUCCACUUGCUUGCCGCAUCACUUUUGUUGUGUAAGCCACUGGAUUUUAGUUGCUGGGUUUCCAAUUUACUGUGUCGGUGCCUAGCUCUGCAAUCACUGCUGCCUACGCGCCGCCGACAGAUUGUAAAUGGAUUUUAGUUGCUGGGUUUCAAUGGGAACAACUAGGCUCGUAAAUGGCUUUGUCUCAUAUUUCUCUCAUUACAUUCAAGGAGGCAUGCCAUUUGAUAAUUGGCCAAAAAGUGGAUGUCUUGUUUUGUUCAACACGUUCUCUUCAGUCCAAAAGCACGAGUGGGAGCCUCCACCUUGAGGACAAGGUGGUUUUCUAAGGGAGUGAGAGUGUUAUGGAUAGUAGAGUGCCGUUCAAAUUCUUGCCGUUGCAAAGGAGCAUUGAGGGAGGGCCGUUUCUUCUUCCUCUUCUCUUUCUCUAUAAAACCGGUCCCUCUCCCCUCUCCUUCCUCAUGUUUACACACAACUCUCCACUUCCCUUGCUCUUAUCCCUGCCGAAUUACCCUCUCUCCUUCCCAAGACUUUCACUCUCUCUCACCAUGAAGAAGACCAUCUCCAAGGUCUCCAAGAUCUUCAACGGCAGUAAGAAAUCCAAGGAGGACGAGAAUGUCUCCUCCAUCACUCCUGCGCAAUUGGGGGAGAUGAGGGGAGUCAUUCCUCCUGAUUAUGGCGUCCAGGAAGCCACAGGUACUACUUUGGAGCGCAAUCCUGACACCUCCCGCCGACUGGUCGUCCACUACGACUCGGUGAGGAUGGGAUGCCGCUUUCCUCUCCAUCCCCUCUUGAUCGAACUUUGCAACCGCUACGCCAUACCUCCCGGUCAGAUUUCCUCAAACUCCCACGAGAGUCUUUUUGGCUUCUUGGCGCGGUGUCACAAGAGAGGCAUCCAACCCACUCUGAAGCUCUUCCUCUCUUUCUUCCGUCCCCACAAGUAUGAUGGCGAGUUGGGCCGGGGGUUCGUGAGCUUCACGGCCCGGACCGAUAUGCAGUUUUUGGAUAGCCCGGUCGACAAACUUGACGAUUGGUUCCGCCGCUUCUUCGUGGUGGUGGUUCCCGAAGAUCUUCCCUUCCCCAACAUGUGGCGGAAGAAGGAAGACAAGUUCCCUUCUCACCUUUUUCCCCCUCGCGACUCGGAGCUCGAGGGGGUCUUCCGUCUUCUUCGCAAGAACGGCCAUCCGGUCCCCCGCGCGCUCCUCCUCAAGGACUCAUAUUUUCGGGGUCUUGGAUUCUGGGUGUCUCCCAAUAUUCCUCCUCAAGAGCCAUCGGGAGACACAACCUCCUCUUGGGUUCUUCCUUUCAGGAGCACUCGACUCCGUCGGCGAUCUUCUCGAAGGGAUCCUUCCCCGGAGGAGGACACCGAGGGCGAGGAAGUAGGGACCGCGACGGGGGCCCUAUCUCUGGCGUUUGCCGACCAACCUCCCCUUUCGGAAGAGGUGGUGGUUGAGGACGUCUCCGAAGAUGAUGGCCUCUACGACUUCCCUCCGGGGACCCUGAGGGUGUCCGGCCUUAUCCCCGGCGUCCCUCACACUCCUCUCUUUGGCAGGGGAACUUCUUCUUCAGCUCAGCCCAUGGGCCCACUAGGUUUCCACCCCCAAACCGGUGGGCCCUUUCCGACAGGGCGCGCCACUGGUUCGCAAGGGUCCCUUGAGCCGCCUCACGUUCAGGUGGCCGGGAUUGGGAUUCCGUGCAGCACGGAAUUACUAACUGAUUAAUUUACACCUGUUGCGAUUCUAUUACGUAUAACAAAAUGAUGUACUACCACAUUGAAUACGAACAUGAUGGGGAACAUACAUGAUGUUGACGACCACACUGAAUGUUGACGUGACAUGGAACAUACAUGAUGACAAUAUGACUUGAUGCAUGACUUAUGCUAUUAGGGACACCCC